Molecule: messenger RNA, 2059 nt
Organism: Rhineura floridana
Lineage: Eukaryota; Metazoa; Chordata; Lepidosauria; Squamata; Rhineuridae
Gene: SNTN
Product: sentan, cilia apical structure protein
Exons: 5
Coding region: 367-813 (148 amino acids)
Molecular function (GO): transition metal ion binding
Source: RefSeq, a predicted model, not a curated record
GGAGAGAUCUAGCACUGGUUACACGAGGGCAGAGCUUUGGCUCUUUGGACUAGAUAUGAAAAUAUCUCUCUCAGCCUUAGACUCCCAGCAACUCUCCAAGAAAGGACACUCAAGAGCAUUUUUAUCACCAUGCAUGGAAACAGCCUGAGUCAUCUGUCUUGCAAGCAGCAUCUAGGUUCUUCUGUUGAUCACUGGAAUUUCCCUUCAGCCAGGAAUUCAACAACCAGGGAGCAGUCCCAUUAUUGACAUGCCUGGCUGGCAAGCAGGCUCUUCCACCUUCACCCUUCCCAGCUUGCAUUUAUCUUGUUGCAAUCACAUAAGCUGCUUAGAGAUCACCAACACAGCGUCCAGGCUGUAUAGUAAAAGAUGUGUGGCUGUGCAUCCAGCACUGCAGACACAAAAUCAUAUUCUGUAAAUCAACCAACCGAUGCUUCUUCAAAGAAAGGAACAAAUUUAACUUCAAAAAGAAUGCCCAAACGGAUUCCAAUAUCCAAGCAGCUGGCUUCCAUAAAAGUUCUAGGAAAAGGCUCUGAUCUGGAGAAAGCUGUUGCAACAGCAGCCUUGGUCUAUGAUAAUGCUGCAGACACUGAAGGCAAACUCAGCAAAACUGAAGCUAAACAGCUGCUUGAGACUCAGUUUGUGCAUUUCAUGCAGGGUCAAGAAACCAAACCGAAAUACCAGGAAAUCCUUUCUGCUCUUGAGGAGAACAAGGAUGAGCACAUUGACUUUGAAGACUUCAUGGUUCAGCUGCUAAGUCUCACCCUGAUGUCCGAUCUCCGGCAAGAGAUACGAAGUGUGCAAAAAACUAAGUGAUAAAGCAUGUUGGGCAGAACAGACAAAUUGUGUGGUAGGGAGAGAAACUAAGGGGGGAAAUAUUAUUUUUAUGGACAGUUUCCAGAACUGUAGAUAGAUCAUUGGUAUCCCUGGCAAAACCAUGGAUUAGAGCAAACUACCAGGAAAGCCAAAGCUAGGAAUAGGUUGUGAUCCUGUACACUCUUAGCUGAGUAAGUCUCAUUAAACUUUUCAGUAAAUAUGAACAGGUCUGGACUUUAAGAGUCAUUUGAUAUAAAUUACAUAAUAAUGGAUAAAACAGUGUGGCAAAAAACAGAUACUGGCCCUGAUCCAGAUACAGUAAUGCACAAUAAGGGAGGGAUAGCUUUGUGUGUUGGCCUCAGAUACAGGGCUGGGGAAUCUCUGGACUGCAGGCCAAGCUUGACCAGCUAGGGGGUUGUUUGGCUUGUGAGGCCAUUUCCCUCAAAGCAGACUCCUCUGCUCAUCACCUGGUGAGUAGAGAGUGCAACCUUGCUUGGUGCUGCUUCCCUGGUGUGUUCCCUAUGGGAAGCGUGCUGAUGAGGCAAACUCCUGCAGAGAGCAGGAUUUGAACCCUCCACUUAUCAGCUGGCGAGUGGAGAGUUCAGUCUUGAUGGGUGCUGCUUCACCAGCGUGUUCCUUGUGGGUGAAGCAGAAUCUUCCCCCCACCCUGCAUAUCAACUUUGACAGGUGGGCAGAAGGUAAAGAUCUGGACCACCAGGCCAAAAAGGUUCCCCACCACUGCCUUAUGAGAAUAAGUAUUCCCAUCCACACAAACAGUCAAGAUAGAAUGGGAAUGUGCACCUUCUGGGGCAAUGGAAAAGGCAUUAGAUCAGCCUUUCCCAACCAGUGUGCCUCCAGAUGUUGUUGGACCACAACUCCCAUCAGCAUUGCCAAUGGUCAGGAAAGAUGGGAAUUGUGGACCAACAAUAUCUGGAGGCACACUGGUUGGGAAAGGCUGCAUUAGAUGAUGCAUGUAGCUAUUCUGGCCUCACUAAACUCCAUCUUCAUCCCCAUAUAUGUUUACACACAUAAAGUCUACAUCACAAGAACCCAAGCUGAGUGAGUAUGUCAACCAGCCUUGAGAGAGGACUGGAUCCACAAUAUUUAAGUAAAAUAGUUUUAUCUCUUUGGUACAUACACUGGUAAAAUGCAUGGAAAAGUACCUAAAGUUAAUAUUAAGGAUUUUGGAUGCUGCAACUCAAGAUUGGCUUAUUACACUAAAUGGAAAGAUUGAACUGAAUCUUCU